Messenger RNA from Serpula lacrymans var. lacrymans S7.9, 1499 nucleotides. RefSeq lists its product as uncharacterized. The transcript has 8 exons. The coding region runs from base 678 to 1304 and encodes 208 amino acids. NCBI's taxonomy places the organism in Eukaryota, Fungi, Basidiomycota, Agaricomycetes, Boletales, Serpulaceae. The record is from RefSeq and is a predicted model, not a curated record.
GACACCUUUGCUUCUGCUUCUGUUACAGUUGACUGCGCACAGUACGGAGAACAGAUACCGCUUGCAAUCUGAACACAACCAACGGUGAGUACGCUACCACAGCGACUGUAACCGACUGCCUUUUUGAGUCUUUCAAGUCCACUAUCAUUGGCAGUAAACCGCUUCAUGUUUAACGAUCAGAAUCCAGAUAACACGCUCACUUGUUUUGCCAUAGAUGUCAUAGUCGCGAUUCAGAUCCCAGGUACUGGAUGGUUCCCAGCAAAAGUAUAUAUCACAACGUAUUCUACCACAUUCCACUUCGCAUAAAACACCACCCAUCGCUUAAAUGAAAGAACUGCAUGGGAUACUUGUAGGCUUCUACUGCGCGGAGACAAUGCAUGAUACUCGUAGCGCACCGUGUUUUUAAAUCACUCUUUGGUGCUAACGUCCGCACGGGUUUUGAUAAAAUGCCGCUUGCUUUAAGACAUGUUCGUCUUGGCUUUAUUUUUGAUAUUGUGGUCCAUCUAAAUCUGUAUCUACUCACACUGGAUCAAUCUUGACCCCGUUCAUUCAGUGCUUCGAGAUCAGGCUAAAAGUAAACAAGAUCUUUUGAGAAUCAAGCUGUGUGGAUAUUUUGUACCUGUCUUAUGCAGAGCAAGUACUGCCAGUGAUCGCUUCCUUGGACCAGUUCCUUUAUCAUGCCAACUUCCCUAUCCGAUCUCAGGUUUUCUCUUUUGUCCUGUUCAUGCAUACUUGGUUUAUUGGUGUCUAUCUCGCUGCCCCAUCUGUCUGCAAUGGACAUGGUUCGCCUAUAUUGGGUUCCAUCUGAAGGUGGUCACCAAAUAACACAGCUAAGGUUUGGUGUAUGGGCCUUUUGUUUGGAAGUGCCGCCAAGUGCUCGAUCCUGCUCAGGUGCUGGACCCGCUUAUCCUCUCUAUAUGCCCAUGCUUGGUGCCAGCAUCUCCAGCUCUUGGACUCGUGGGCUUGUAGCACAACCGAUCGCUAUGAUUUUUACCAUCCUCGCACUAUCACUUUCGUCGUCACACCGUCUCAGCGCUAGAUUUUUGACCGCAAUUCUUGCCACAUUCUUCACCAUUCUCUCAUUCGCUGCCCAAAUCGCACUCCUCAUCAAGGUGAAGACUGAGCUAGGCAAGCUUAACAACAACCUUUUUCGAGAAAGCACGAAACCUGGAGCCGGCUUUUGGCUGUCGUCUAUAUCUAUGGUCAUGCUGUCAAUCGCGACGUGUUUGACGUUUUUCGAUGAGAGAGAGUGUAACAUAUCGGAGAAACCUCGCUAUCUUCCCCUCAGUGAUCCCGAAAACUGACCUCUUUGCUGCUGUUGUGGGGCAAAAGGAGUCAUAAUACGGCCUGGCCACAUUGGACCUCGGAUGCAGGAAGGUCUUCACCAAGUUAUGAAAUAGAUGAUACCCUACAGGACCAAAAAGGCUAAGAGCAGGAAAUCUUAGACGAUAUAGCAAAUACUAUAAUCGUAUCAUACACUUAAUAAUAAUAGUCCCAGC